Messenger RNA from Spirometra erinaceieuropaei, 8001 nucleotides. The record is from the annotation of a GenBank genome assembly. Lineage: Eukaryota; Metazoa; Platyhelminthes; Cestoda; Diphyllobothriidea; Diphyllobothriidae.
AUGUUUAUGCCCAAUCGUAUUAAUGGACGCCAAGGACUGCUCGUCUGUAGUCGACUACUGCGUCCUUUCGUCAGCAGUUUCAGCAACGUCGCAUCUCCUCCCUCCCCUGCAAUUGGCCUCAGGGAUCACAACAUCAACCACAUGUUUGGUGCCUACGAGGAGGUUCUUUCCAUCCAGAUCCACUAUCUUCGUCAGGGCCUAGGAGCCAACAAUAUCCUCCUAUUUCCCGGUCCAUUCGGCUCCAUCAGGACUGAUUACAUGGUCUUCCUACAGCGUCUUAACAGAAAUGAGUACGUUCCGUGGGGCGGCUUGACACUGUGUUUUGACCAACUGGUGUAGAUAUACAUAGACCAAGAUAGAGAUGUAGAAAUUCGCAUGAGGAUACACUAUAUAGAAGUUCGAAAGGAAUACGCUCUUUGGGAAAGAUUAACAAGGUUUAUUGUAAAUUUUCGAUCUUGGUUCCCCAAGUCGUCCUCAGACGUGGAAUAAGUGUGCAAAACAGUCAACAUUUAAACAUGCCGAAAAAUCGAUUUUGCCUUGCCAUUCCUGCUGGUGUCUUGCUCUGAUUGGCUAAUGCCUUUUCCACUUUUCCUUGAGGCUGUUGUACUCCGUAUCCAAUUCUACGUGUUUAUUGAUGCCUGCGUUAUCAGAAUGGAUGGCCUCUAAAAAUUCACGGCCCUUUUUAGAUGAACAGACACCUACAAUGCGGGUCCUGUCCCAGGCGAAUUUGUGUCCGGUUUCCAAAGUACGCAUGGCAAUUUGGGACAAGUAGUCUCGGCUUUUUACGGCCAACUGAUGUUCGUGUAUUCGUGUAGAGGCCGAUUUUCCGGUUUGAUCACAGUAAACCGCAUUACAGGUGUUGCAUGGUAUCUUAUAGACGACUUCCUUCUUAUCUAAAUAGCCAACCCUAUCCUUAGGGUGUACAAGCUGGUUACGAAGUGUAGUCGUCGGUUUGUGCGCCACAUGUAUCUGGUGCUAUAUAGAAGUGUCCCACUAGCCGACGACUACAGUACGUAGGCUGCUGAUUCACACUCAGGAUUGGGUAUAGCAGUUUGGUAAGCGUUAACACGCAAAAUCACCGCCACCGCCACCGUUACAGGACAGGUUAGUUAAACGGUCUUCGGCUAGAUCGCAAUUGGUAGCCAGAACCCCUAUUACAGGUGGCGGGGGUUUGUUUACUGGGGCUAUUUUAUGGGGCUCCAUGAUCACAUCUGACCCAUUUGGCUUCCGUUAUACGUUUGAGGUUACGAGUAGGGUACCGUUUAAUGGUUUCCGAUUUUCGGGUUAGGGUUAUGCCUUUAGGCUUAGGUUUUCGGGUUACGGUUAGGGUUUGAGAGGACGAUUAGGUUUCAGUAUUAUGGUUAGGUUUUCAAGUUACGGCUAUGUUUAAGGGCUACGGUUACGUUUACGAUUUCGGUUACGGUUAGGGUUAGGUUUGACGUUAGGGCUAACGGUUAACGUUUAGGGUUAGGGUUCGUUUUAAGGUUAGGAUUAGGGUUAAGGUCGCCGUCUGCUUCCCCACUUCUGGCUACCAAUUGCAAUCUGGCCGAACCUACAUCGGACAGCAGGGUGUCGCAGAGGCGGUGACAUGUGCGUCAUUUAGUUAUUAAUAGUGGUAGACAUACAAUGUAUCUACCCCAGUCUCUCCUUCUCAUCCACAACCGCCUGGGCUCCUGGUAAGUUGUGGCUAUGCAGCCCCACCUGAUGGACACAAUACUCUUUGGGUUGGGGUUAUGGGUUAGGGCAGCUAAAUCUCAACAUUUCAAAGUAUUUCAAUUUCCAAUAGCUUUUCUUUUGCACAAAUUACUUGACAUCUUUGCCCGCGGGUUCGCCGGCCGCACCUGCAAAAACUCCUAUUACCACCGGUCUCGUAUUACAGAUGGCUGGGGUUUGUUUACUUCAGGUGGGAUUACAUAACCACACCUGAUGGGGCCCAUUUUUCAUGACAAAAUCAAGAAGACCGCAGGUGGGAGAGAACCGCGCCUUGACCAGGGCGCUGCGUGCGUGGGUGGGUGCACACAUGACCUUUGUCCGCCUGCAAUCCCGAUCAGCAAAUGACACGUCGUGGCCAUAUCACGUGCGUUGCAAUUGGCAGGAGGUGUUACUUAGGCUGACAGAAGGCGUCAUGAGAGAAUAACCAGACUGACGACCAGGAGAACGGACUGCCACAGACACACAAGUUCGCCCCAACCGCUAAAUGUCCUACCACACAACAUCUCCGCUACCGCCGUCGCAGGACAGGUUAGUUAUCUUACGACAGGGACCUAGCUGUCCGCCUCCCCAUUUCUGGCUACCAACUGCGAUCUAACCGAGACCUGCAUUGGAGUUGGACAAAAUACGGAGCCCUCUUAAGAUUGGGCAUGGUUUCAUUGAUAUUGCAUCCACAGUUGAAUAGUGUUACAGGUCGAUGCGCCCUGUCCGUCAGGACUAAUUGCACAUGUAUCUGCAUUUAUGUUGUGCCAGAUAAUAUAGGGCAUUUUGCAAUUUUAAAAAUCCAACUGCAUCUUCUCCUAUCGGAAUCAUUGUAGAGCGUGCAUGUUCAAUCCCCAUGAACUUGGUGGACACUGAGGACUGCUCGUCUCCUUCCUCCUUCCGAAUUGGCCUCAGCGAGGCUCGCCGCAAAAAUCAAAUGUUUGGUGCCUACGAGGAGGCCCUUUCCGUCAGCAUCCGCUAUCUGCUCCAGGCGCCUACGAGUCAACAAUAUCCUGCUCAUUCCCUCCCUCCCAUCCUCGUCUCCGCCAUCACUGAUUGCGACGUCUUAAGCAAAAUGCUUGUUCUCCAUGGCGGCUUCGUGUUGCGUGCAUUCAAAAGGCGACAUCUUGGUGAGUCCGAAAUAGCAUAGCGUUAUGCCGUAUGAUAAUCAAUGUUACAACCCAACCUAAGUAAUCCUUCCUUAUCGGAAACUCCAUUCAGAAUUUCGAUCAACAUUUCAUGAGACCGGUCACGAGAUGUAGCUGCUUUGCAUGCCCCAUUUUUAUGCACUGUGGAUGGAGGCCUAUUUGCUGAAAAUUUUGGAAUGACACUUGCAAAAUGAGAUCUAUCGUGCUCCCUCUCUCCCUCUCCCUCUCUCUAACACAGGCGAAAGAACGAAUGAUGUUAUAUAAAUGCGACUGACAGGCAGAGAAGGCCUCGAUGAUGCCGACUAGAUCAGGCAUGAUCGCAGCCGUACCAUGGAGAAGAAGAAGAGUAAGACAUGAGGGUCAGACCUACACACAUUCUGUCAAGCUUGAUGACACGAAAACCAUCUUUUGAUGUGGAGGCGGUUCUCAGACCUGAAUUAAAUCAACAUAAAAAUAUCAGACUGAGUCCCGAAGACGAGUCUGAACCUUCACAAGAUCAUGCAAUAUUUCGACACAAAAUUGCAUUUUGCAUCAACCGCGACCGACCUGAUACGCGAACCUAUGAGAAGAGACCUGGGUAAGAUCGCAGUUAUUAGCCAGACAUUGUGCUGAUACUGUCGACGUACGUACUCGUUGUCAGUAGGUUCCCGUUAGGGUCACUGUUAAUGUUAAGGCUAGGGCUAAGGUUAGGCUUAAGGUUGUGUUCAGGCUUAAAGUUAGGGCUAGGGAUAGGCAUAAGGUUGGUGUUAGGGUUAUUGCUAGGUUUUGGGUAAGCGUUGGGUCGUAGGAUUUUGGUUACGUGUCGGUUUUGAGGCUUAGGGUUAGGCCUUACGGUUGCCGUCAGGGGUUGGAUUUUAGGGAUAAGCGUGGGGUUUACAUUCCUGCCAUUAUUCCCCCUACUUUUAAAUUCACAGCACUUUCUCUGGUAAAUAUACUUUUACCCAGAAACAGCCCUUCCAUUUACCCCACCUAUAUAACCCUCUUUCCCACCAUUGCCGUACGACAGGGACCUGGCUGUCCGCCUCCCCAUUUCUGGCUACCAACUGCGAUCUAACCGAGACCUGCAUUGGAGUUGGACAAAAUACGGAGCCCUCUUAAGAUUGGGCAUGGUUUCAUUGAUAUUGCAUCCACAGUUGAAUAGUGUUACAGGUCGAUGCGCCCUGUCCGUCAGGACUAAUUGCACAUGUAUCUGCAUUUAUGUUGUGCCAGAUAAUAUAGGGCAUUUUGCAAUUUUAAAAAUCCAACUGCAUCUUCUCCUAUCGGAAUCAUUGUAGAGCGUGCAUGUUCAAUCCCCAUGGACUUGGUAGACGCUAAGGACUGCUCGUCUAAUUCCUCCUUCCGAAUUGGCCUCAGGGCCCGCCGCAAAAAUCAAAUGUUUGGUGCCUACGAGGAGGCCCAUUCCGUCAGCUUCCGCUAUCUGCGACAGGCGCCUAGGAGGCAAGAAUAUCCUGCUUAUUCCCGUGGGCCCCUCGUCGCCACCAUCACUGAUUACGAGGCCUUAAGAGGAAUGCUCGUUCUCCAAUGUAGUUUGGUGUUGGGUGUAUUUACAAAGUGAUGUAGAUGUAGAUCAGGAUACACCUGGAAAGUCGCAAGCGGAAAUACGAUAUUCAAAUGACGCAGAUACCAUCGACUACAAUACGCAGUCAAUUUGUACACUCUGAAGAUUGGGUGGGGAUGCUAGCAUAUAGAGACCGCUCACUGGCACGCAUGUCAGAAAAGUAUUGCUUUUAAGGCACGUCUGGAGAGUGAACUGCCUUGCACACACACACCUAUGUCCUACAAGGUCCUGGGAUUCAAUAUCCUUCGAUGUUUUCAUUGAUCCUUGAUGGCGGAUUGGAGUGAGAGUUUGAGACGUCGCAGUAGUAUCAUGCUAGAUCUGGGUCUUUUCUUCUGCAAAUAUCUUACCUGGCUUGCAGGUAGUUACACAUCUCACGCCUGUAGAUAAGUAUAAAACGGACAGUCAAUCUGUCGGCCGUAUUCUCCAGAAUGACUGCCCUCAGUGAACCCUGUCCCGAUAAUGACAGGCAGUGAUGCACUAUCUGGACUUCCUGCGAAAAUUGCAGCAAAGGUCCAUUUUCUGAAUGAUGGACAGCAGAUCAGCGCCGUACAUCAGUAUGAAUGUAAUCUUAGAGCACUUUAUGCAAAAGGAGGAUUUCGCCCUGUCGUCGCUCACGAUCAUUCAUUUCGGAAUGCAUGCUUGCGAUGAUAAUGCUGCAUGACGGUACUGUGUGACGGAUACACGACAAAGACUUCGUGCUGUGUGCACACUGGUGUAAACUAUGCAUGGCAAAGGUGUCUGACGUCUGUUGACAACGUAUUUCUCUCCGCCCCCAUCUUCCAUCCCUUCCUGUCUGCAGGUUUACUGUGAUGGACUCUCAUUCGUCGGACUGCGUUCUCAGCAUUCCAACUUCACGCAUGCUCGCCCGCUAGCCCGCGACUGGAGUGAUCCCGAGGCCCUGCUGUAGGAUGCCAGACUUGACGUGAAUUUGAUACAGCAGUUGGGCCACUUGGCCAUCUCCUGCGUCGGCUGGUCCGAGGGCGACCAUUCAGCCAUCUAGACAGCAUCAGACUUGAAUUUCGACGGUCAGCCGCGUUUACAUUGGCCAGUUCUGCUGGUGGCGCAUUAGGCCAUUUGUCCGGAAAUGCGCUCAUUAUGGGUGUUGACACCAAUCACGUGUCCCCUGACAUUGCGAUUUAAUGAUCUGUGUCUAUACUCCUCAUACAAUGUUUCUGUUAAUGCUGACAAGUACUAAAAUAAAAAGCACGAUAAAUGCACAGAAAGAUGUGCUAUUUUUUUCCCAAAUAUUGGGAUGUGUCAUCUGGUUGAAACGGUUGUUUAUGUGGACUUGGAAGAGGCGAUGGCAGAAUGCGCAUUCUGCCAAGUUAUCUCAUUGGCUGUGGCCUGCUGAUUUGCAAAGUCACCUGGAUAUCGUUUGAAAGCAGGACGAAAUACGUUCGAGACCGUUUUGCUCAAAGCUGUGAGCUAGAGCGUCCACAGAUAGUCGCACAGCAACCCACCUUCAUAUAUCAGACCUCUUCUGAUUGUCAUUGGGGUGUUUCUGUUUAUUAAGGGAAAAACCAUUGAUAUGUGUGAAGGUGAAAAGGGAAUUUUGUACAUAACGCCGGACAGCUGCCAGCUAGCCGAAAAAUAGUAAUCAUUAACGGUUACUUCCUAAUUGCAAGUAGCACAGGCACACACGUUAGUGUCGGGUUACGUGAGUGGAUGUGAGGCUGGUGAUUGGGAAGCAUGAUAAGCGUCAAGUCUACACUUCAAGGAAUUCACACAGGAGGCAACUACAACAUCGGUAGGCAGGGCAUUCCACGCUGCAACUACUCUGUUACUGAAAAAGAACCUUCGUCCAUUGAUCCUUUCUUUCCCUGCGCGUAGUUUUAGGGGAUGACCGCGCAAGGUGGGCGUGUUAGCUUGAGUAAACUAAUCAGUGGGAUCUGAACAACAGUCUAGGCCGUUGAUAAUGCGAAAUGUUAACAUAAGGGAAACAGGUUGAGAGUUGACAGUCUGGUUUCAUAGGGCAGUGCUCACAGACCUCGUGUAUGUUUGUUCUUGACUAAUGAAAUACUACUUUGUCAUUUAAAUGUGACCCUGCCUUUGGACUUAGGCGUACGUCUGUGGGGAUACCAACUAAUAAUAACUGGACGUGGUCUUAGCUAUGUGAUGAAUUAGGAUAUUGGAUAAGGACCUUUAUCAGUUAGUGGAAUAAUGAAAUAUUUGUAGGAAGGGGUACGCACAUGGGAAUGAAGGAGGCAUUAGUGGUCACGGGUUACCCGAAAGGGGGGAGGUGUGAUGGGUAGGCGGGAGGUCGGAAGUGAGCGUUGACGCACUGGCCCAGAAAUCUGUACAGCUCAUCCACGUGAGCCACACAGGAUCAGUUUGAAUUCUGUUUAAAGUGGGAAAAUGAGAGGUGGGGCUGACCGUGACAAGCAUCGCGCUCACAUCUCCAACCCGAUCUCAGUGUCACACACACACACACCAGUUGAAAUCCGGCAGGGACUAGAACGGGGAUAGAUGAUAAUCCACAAUUAGUUGGAAGCUAACCCCCAUCAACUGUGGGGAGGAAAUUUCACAUAAAACGAAAUACUAUAUAUACAUGGGGGUAACAGUGGAUGCCUUGUGAAAUCAAGUCAGUCAAGACAGAUGGCGUUGAUUUUUUCGGCGCAUUUCCCUGUCGUGUUGGCUGGCAAUCAUGGCGUCUAAGAUUCGUCUUCAGUGCCAUUUCUAAUAGAUUUUGUCAGUCCACAUCAAGAUCAAUUCGCCGUAGCAAUUGGAACGUGAGUAAAAGCUCACGGACGUCUUGUCGAUAGUGGAGACGAUAAACGUUUAAGGCUGUCAGGCGCUUUUCGUACGUCAAAUAUUUGAGUUCAGGGACAAGCUAUAUAGCACGUCCUUGCACACCACCUUCGAGAUGAGCUAUGCCCUCCCGAAGUAACGGACGCCAAGCCUGUACCACAUACUCCAUGUGUGUCCACACAAAUGUUCCCUAUACAUCACCGACGAUAUCGGCAUCCAGUUCGUGCAAGGUUCUGCCCACAGUCCUUGAAGUUGUCGUUGUCUGCACUGCGAUGUUACGCUCACAUCGUCUUUAAUGAAUACUUCACACAUAUAUAUACGGUGAAGGCUGACCUAUUCCGUAUGUUGCGACCUAUCAAACGAUAUGGGUUGUGAGAUGACCAAGUGCAUGAGGUGAGAUGGGGGAGACAGCAGUAGAGGUCGGAUCUGCUGUACAGAUAUUCGGUAGUUGUCAGGGCGCUAUCCGCCCCACCGACAAAUGCGCGGCCACAUCUGAGACUGUGCACACGCAAGUCUGUUCGUUAGGGUGCUUUACCUGAAAAUCGACCCAGAGGCAUGGAAGGACGUCGCGGAAGAUGGACAGGAGUGGCGCAUUAGCGUAAAGGUUGGAUUAGCAAUGUAGGAAAACCAGGAGUGUGGCCGGCAACACUCAAAUGCUACGGAUAAAUACUGUCAGCACCCAAAACCCUGCCAUCACUUCCACACCGUGAGCGGACCUUCGGGGACGGACCGACUUCACAACACACAACCACUACCGCCGCCGACGACGCUGCCACCACUGACAACACCAAUGAGGACACUCCUACCUACCUGCAAAAUAUAUACAACCACUCCUCCUCAUCCUCCUACCUCUAA